Messenger RNA from Anas platyrhynchos (mallard), 9420 nucleotides. It is a transcript of the gene MCPH1, whose product is annotated as microcephalin 1. Gene Ontology annotation, biological process: mitotic cell cycle. The record is from RefSeq and is a predicted model, not a curated record. NCBI's taxonomy places the organism in Eukaryota, Metazoa, Chordata, Aves, Anseriformes, Anatidae.
GCCAUUUCCCGGCCGGGACGCAGGCGCGGCGGGGCGCGGCGCAGGGCGCAGGUCCGGCGGAGCGGCGCGGAGGCGGGUUUGAACGGUGGCGGCUACCGGAGCCUGCGGGGCCGGUGCUGUGCUCGGCCGCCGAUGGAGCCCGUCCUGAAAGGUAUUUGUGCAUUUGUAGAAGUCUGGUCAUCUAACAGAACAGAAAAUUACUCAAAAGCCUUUGAGAAGCAACUUCUUGACAUGGGAGCAAAAGUUUCAAAAACUUUCAACAAGCACGUAACUCACGUGGUCUUCAAAGAAGGACAUUUGGCUACAUGGAAAAAAGCACAGAAGGCUGGUGUAAAAAUAGUUUCUGUACUAUGGGUGGAGAAAUGUCGAGAAACUGGAAUACAUGUUGAUGAAUCUUUAUUUCCUGCAGUAUACAAUAAUGAAGGAUUACUGCUAAAACACAAAUGUAUGCAGCCAAAAGACUUUGUGGAAAAAUCUCCAGAAAAUGAUAAAAAGCUGCAGAGAAGACUGGACAAGAUGGCUAAAGAAUUAGCUAAGCAAAAGAUAGGAAUUAAUGCAGAAACUGAUACACCAGUUUUAUUAUUUGACGAAGAUGGUUCACUUGUGUAUAGCCCUGUUAAUAAAAUAAGAAAUCAAAGCAGUGGAAUGGAAAGAAGAAUAAAGGAGAUGAAGGAAAAAAGAGAAAAUCUUUCUCCUACUGCUUCACAAAUGUCUCAAACACCUCCACGUAGUUCACGAGGAGACUGCCCGCUGUCUACCUGUUUAACAAAUGCAGAAGAUGCAUCGUUACAAGAAGAACAAAUGGAAGUCUGCUUAAACUCAAGUGUUGAUGAUCUCUGGGGAACUUAUAAACCAAAGAGACAGAAAAAAGAAAUAGCAGAACCCACCUGUGAUACUCAGACUCAUAUUCAUGUUUCCAGGAGUGCAUCAGUGAAUUCUCCCUCAUGUAGCUAUGACCAGAAGAGCUUAACCCCAAAACAACCGAACAGAAGCCUAAGUAAAAAAAAGAUCUUGCAGCAUACUUUCCAAGACAAUUUAGAAAAACAUCUAGAAAAGUUUCCAGAGAAAAAUCAGAAGGAUGAAAAUACCAUGACUACUUCAGUUGCAAACAAAUAUUCUCCUCUCCAAAUCAAGGACUUGGGUUAUUUUACUCCUUCCCGAAAAACAGCCAAGUUAAAUACUGUUCCUGCUUUGAUUCACAGUCUCUCUAAUUCACCUGUGAGCAGCAGAGACUUAAAUACAUGUUCACGUGAUAGAAGUUUCCCUGUUGACAGAAGUGAUUGUCUUCUGGAACACAAGAAGGGGAAGAAAGUACAAACACUGUUUAGCUUGAAACUGUCUUCUUCUGAACUGCGUGCAUCAGGGUCUAGAAAUGAGUUCUUGAAAGGAGUUAAUAGUUACAGCAACGAUCAGUGCACUGAAGAUGCUUCUUAUGAUGACUUCUUUUCCUCAUAUAAUUUGAAUAAAAAUGAAGUACAGGUAGAAGUCCCACAAGAAUCACAGAAUCCUUCUGGUGUUUCUUGCAAAGAGUCUUUAAGAAUCAUGGGCUCAAUUGAUAUGAGUUCCUGUAAACCACAUACUGCUGAGAAAAGCAGAAGAAAGUCUAUUCAAGCAAACGAUGUUUCGGUAAAGAAAACAUUCAAAACAGCUGAACAUACAGAAAGUGUGCCAUUAAAUUGCAUGUCUGAUGGUGAAAAAGCUGAGAUUGCAGAAGCUCUAGAUUCAGAUCUUGUGAAUAAACGGCCUCACCAUGCUCAUGAAAAAUCCUACAGAACUGAUAUGAAUUACUGUACUCGUGCUACUGGUGAUGAAAACGAAGUUUCAGAGUGUGAUGUUACUGAUGGCUCUUGCAAAGUUUUUAAUGAACGAAAGAAUAAGCACAAUGGGGGGGUGAAAAAAACUAGAAGACUCCAAAAGCCAACAAGAACACUAGUUAUGACGAGUAUGUCUUCUGAGGAACAAAAUACAGUAAUUCAGGUGGUGAACAAACUUGGAGACUUCUUGUUCUCAGAUGUUGUAUGUGAAACAACAAGUCAUGUAGUUACAGGGAGUCCUCGUCGUACCUUGAAUGUUAUGUUGGGAAUUGCUCGGGGGUGUUGGAUUGUUUCUUAUGAAUGGGUUCUGUGGUCUUUCGAAGCUGGCCAUUGGAUCUCAGAGGAACCAUAUGAACUUUCAUCCAACUUCCCUGCGGCUCCUGACAGGAAGUCCCUAUGGACUAUGUGCUGUUUCUCAAGAGAGGGAAAAAAAAAUCUUUUGGGAAUGUAUAUGGGAAUGCUUGAGAUGUCUCUACGGUAUUAGCUUUUUACACGCUUCAUCAAGCAUGUCUGCCCGUCCAGACCUCCAGCUAAGAUUUUUCUCUUAUCUCAUUUUCCUGUCAGCAAACAAAAGGUGAAAGUAACAUCAUAAGUGAAUACUAGCUGAAAGUGAGCUGUGAUUUAUUAGAAAAUAUUGAAGUUAAUAUUGUGUAAUAAAAUACUGAAGGUUUAAAUAUUAACUCUUAGAAUAGUAAAUAAAGAAUUUGAAGUAAAUUAUAUGCAGAAGAUGAUUCAGUUAAUGGCAUUCAUGGAGUAAGUUAAAGCUUACUAACUUAUUCUCAUGUCUAAUUACAUCUCAAUUAGAGUAAGAUGAUUUUCUAGCAGAAGGAAAAAAUCCCUGCCUUCACUGGGAAUAAUCUACUUGAAUAAAAAAUAAAAAUUUCAUUAAUAUUGCUUGAAAAUAAAUGCAUGAAAAGCCUCUAUUGUCUGUACAAAUAUUUAUAAAGAAUUAUCUUCAUUGUGUGCUCUUGACUCAAAGUAUUUUGUUCCUAACACUGGCAUCAUCAUACCUUCUACGUAUUUUGAACUACAAAAGUUACAGUUAAAGCUAUGACACAGAAAAAAAGCAAAACAGGGAAAGGGAAGAGGCUUUGAGAUCUGAAACUAACUCAAAGGCAAACUUACAGCUGAGCUCCCAUGGUUCCAGCCUCUGAGCUUGUUUUGUAUAUACAUGUAUAUCUCUCUACUGCUCACCUAACUGAACAUAACGUAUUUUUGGGUGGCUUGUCACUUGGAGGGCAACAUAAGUUCUUCAUACUACAUGUGAUGCAUUACACCUUACAUGGCACACAGAUGUUCAUUUUUAAGAGAUGUAAAUAAAAUGCAAAUGAAAAAUAUUCCUGUGUUCCCAAAAAUAUUGUUAGUAGAAACUACAUGUUCAUCUUCACAAAUCUUUUAAUAGUCUGAGUUUCUAUAUGGGCACAGAAAUCAUUUUAAGUAAGAUUUAACAACUGUAUUUUCAGACCUGAAAUCAAUUAUUUGGUGAUUAACCAUUCUCAUUAAGAGUUGCAGAUAUUCAUUAAGGCAGUAAUCUAAUAUUACAAAUUGCUGUGUUCAAGAUUACAGCAAAGUGGUAUUUCUCUUAGAAAUCAGGGAAGGAAUUCAUAAAGUUCCCAUUAGUCUAAAAAUAAAGAAUAAAUAAAUAAAUAGUCUGAGUCAUGAAUGGCAUUUUGCCGAAGUUCAGUAGCACUGAAGCCAGGAAGACAAAAAGCCAGUGAUGCUUCUGCCAUUCACUGAAAUGAAUAUAAAUAUUCCUCGUUAUGUGUAACAAGCCACAAACCUUCAGAAACAGGAUUCCUUAUUUAUGAACAGCUUAAGAAAUAUUGCCAAUCCUUAAUUUUUUGAAAUACUAAGUUAUAGCAUUGAGCUAGAAUUUCACAAAUUGGAUAUUCAAACAUUUUGAAGACAAGCCUACAUGCUUUUAGUCACAUUUUGUACUUUCAUGCUACCAUCAGUGAACCGGGACUUUUUCAGACUCAUAUAAAAAUGAAAUUCUGCUGUAAAAGCACAUUUGAACAAACACAGGUGCUAUCCCAGGUCUAAAGUAAUCCUUUCUCAUUUGAGGAUUUUCCUCCAUUCCAUUGAGCUACAGGCAGCUGAAAUAAACUUACUGUCAGGUAUGCUAUUGGGGGUACUUAAGAUAUUUUUAAAUACGUAGCCUUAUAUACUUUAUAUUUUUUAGUCAAUUUUUACCUGGCAUAAACUUUUCAUUAAAUAUUUUUUAAAUAUUUUUUCUCUCAAUUUAUGAUUUCAAGUUUGUUAUAAAUUCCUCUUUCAAUAGGACAGCCUAUUUUACAGAACACUUCAUGAAAUCUGUGAUUUGCAACAGCAAAUAAUAGUGCAAUUUUCUGAAGAAACAAUGAAGCAUGGUCCUCUUUUUCAAAGUAUGCUAUCAGGGAAGUGAAAGAGUGCUAGGCAUUCACAGCUCAUUCUCAGCAUUGCUUUCUAGGGAAGCAGUCAUCUUGCAUUCCACUUCCAACCAGAAGGAAGAAUGAUUCGGAGUUCAAGGAUCAAACUAGUUAGGAAGCUGUGGAACACAAUUAGUCCCUUUUGUAAGCUAUAAAACUGGGUGUCUCCUGUUUCCAAGCUGUGUUCACAGAGCAUCUUUCAGCAUGAAAAAUCAUUAGUGUAUUUUUUUUUUUUAAACUUCACAGAUAAAGGAAACUGAAAGUAUUUUAAGUAGUUCUUUAACUUUGCACCAUACCAGUUCCAAAUAUAGUUUAAGUCUUUUAGAAGACUUUUUAAAGAAGAAGAAGCCUCAAUGAUGAUGGUACUAAGAGAGAAUUGGUCAUCUGAGCUGAAGACAUGCCAAUUUUUGAAUGUUCAAGACUCUGAGGCAGCACACAGAUCAGCUGCUGAUUUCAGUUUUGGAGGAUAUAAUUUCUCUACUAAGAUAUCACAAACUGAUUUUUCUGUACAUUUCCAAAAAGAAAAAUUUCCUCUUACAUGCUGUAGUUCCUUUUGUAAGCCAUGCUGCAUCUUUAUCUCCAUUAUUUCCAUCUCUGAUAAGCUAGAUAGACAAGGGAAGGUGAUGUGUCUGACAAAUUUGCCAAAUUUCAUCACCAGUCUGAAAAUACCUUGCUUGGCAGACCAGAGCUGCCAAAGAGCCUCCCUGAGGUUUCUAAAACAGGGGAAGCGGGACCCAAAACCAGAAUGGACUUGACUGACUACAGAAAACACUAAGUUCUGCCUUAAGUAAAGGAAGCUCAGGUGUUCAUCUCUGCUUAGUAGAAAAACUGAACAUCUUGGUAUGUUCUCAUCAAAUGGUAAUUGUUUAUUUCCCAUUGUUGUUCUGUUAGCACAGUUAAAAGUCUUAAAAGCAAAGCUUCUGAGGAAUUCCAUGCUUGAAAGAUAAAACAGGAAGCUGUGUUAAGAGUGGACAAGCACAAAUAUUUGGAAAUAAGAUCAGCACAUAUAGGCAGCAUACUGCAGAAACAAAAUGUGACACAGAUGCUUGAGAAAAAAUAUUUUAAAUUAUGUAAUCCUUUUUUUUUUUUCCUCAAUAACUAGGCUUAUCUAUUCAAAAGCAGGCAGUUUAGUUUAUUGGAACAGCACCAAGAAGAAAAGCCUCUCCAUCCAUUGCUUCCAAAACUUCCUCUUUAUCUCUGGUGUCCCACAGAGCACUCAAUUAGUGAUGGAAAGUCACCUCUUGAGCUGAGUUCCAGUCAGUGCUCCUGAAAGCCUACAGCCAGACAGCUGCAUCUUGGUGCCUUUCUAUGAAGACCAGAAACAGGAGCCAGAUCCUCUCAAAACAAACAAAGCUAUUGGUAUUGAUUAUAAUAGAAGAGGAGGAACUCUCAGCAAAAAUGGCUGAGAACCAAAGCUAUGCACUUAGGAUGGGUAUUUUAGGAGAGGAAGCUGUCUGUCAAGAUCUGAUGGGAUGGUCCACUCCGAUGGUCCACUUUUAAAUGUACUUUCGAGAGAUUCUCUUAGAUGCAAGACUCUUCUAUGAAGAUAAGUAACCAGAUCUAGCAACAGAAAAAGUACAAGGCUGUUGACACUGCAUGCCGCCAACAAUAAAUAAAUAAAUAAAUAAACAAACAAAAGAGGUCUGUCUUAAUACUCAGGAGAUUAUGCAUGUAGGUUAGGGUCAAAAAGAAAAUUCAACAACUAAAGAGUCCAAAACUGAGCCAAAAGAAUCUAAAACUGAGAGCAAGGAACAUAGCAAAAAGGGAAUUCAAACUGGACAGUCAGGAAAAAGAUGAAGGGUCUUAAAGAAGGCAAAAAGAGAAGAAGAAGAAAAAAAAAAAAAAAAAGGAACUUAAAAAUGGAUUUGUCAGGUGGGUUGUGAAAGAAACCUGACUUCAAAAAGACAAUGAGCUGUAAAAGAGGGUUGGAAGACUGAUCUUGAAGCUGGCUGAGGGCAGGAAUUGUCUUAUGGGCUUCAAGUUUAAACAACAUGGUGAAGUUGUAAGGAAGCAUACUGAGGAAAAUGGUGAGGGUGAAGGACUUGACUGGAGAAGCAUGAAGCAUUUUGCCUUCUGAGACAAAUGAAUUUAUAGAUACCUCAAAUGAAAUCUCAGGUUCACUAAGUCAGUCGUAACUUUUCUACUUGCCUAGAGUAGAGUUUAGGAUUUUUUAUGCUGUCCUCAGAACCUUUUUAAGAUAAUGAAACUUGCCAUAAGGAAGAAGGAGAUCUCAUGACAUGGAUACGUUUUCUCUAGAUACAAAUCAAGGCCAGGUUGGGUGGGCCUUUGAGCAACAAGGUCUGUUGGGAAGUGUCCCUGCCCAUGGCAGAGGGGUUGGAACUAGAUGAUCUUAAACAUCCCUUCCAGUCCAAGCCAUUAUAUAGUUAUAUGAAAUCAAACUUGAAAGUGUCAGAAUAUAUGUAUAUAUGAGGUUAUUACUAAAUUAUAUUUAAACAUUCUCUAUAGCUAGUAAACAGCAGUUUAACUGUUUGUCCUAUAUUGUCAGAAUCCGUUUUUGUACGUGAUAAGCUUUCAGCAGGGGUCAGAUUGUUUACAUUUGUUGCAGUUUAUAGCCCUUCUAAGGGUUAGGUUACUAGUCUUGGGGUUUACCCUCUUGUUACUUGUACUUUGCUUCAUCAUGUCAGAGUAUUUUUCACAAAACAUUCCCAAUACAGCUCCAGUAGCGGUCACAUCAGUUUGGGUCUUGUUUGAUUGACUAAUUUAUAUAUAUAUAUAUACAUAUAUAUAUAUAUAAAUAUAUAUAAAAUUUACUAUUGCUUUAUAGGUAAUCAUUAUGUGAGACAGAAAGCCUAGCAUCAGGAUGGAAGUUUGACAUUAAGUGAAAAAUGAAAGAAUAAUUAUCAUGGUCAAAGUUCAGACCUCAUCCAAGGAAGCUUCUUUUUUUUUUUUAAGUCAGUUCCUUAAAACCAUAAAAAUGUAAGAUUUUGUCUGGUUUCACUCAUUCACUUAAGCUGUCUUUUGCCUACUUCAUCCACUUUAGAGUUAUAUUAAGAAAAUGAAGCUUGCUGUUCCUUUGAACAUUUGAAUUACCCUGUUUAAAGAAAGGUUUUCUGAGAAGAAAAGCAAAACCAUGGAACCUUUUUUCCAUUACAUAUUCAUCAGAAAAUUUCCAUUAAUACUGAACUGGUUGAAUGGAUAGGUUAUCUGUUAAUGCAGUAUAAAAGUAUGUUAAGUAUCUCUGCCAUAGUUACAUAUAUUUCAGUCUUGAUCUGCAGCCUUUGUGAUAUUGGAUUUUUGACUUUUUCACGACUGAAAUAGAUUGUCAGUUGAUGGCCAAUAGAAACGAAAAAAUAGGCUAUUACUUCUUGAAUGGUUGGGACAUUCUCUUUAAGGAGCUGCUUUAUAUUUCACUUUAAAACCGGAUUUGAACUAGGAUCUUGUAGGUAGUUUACACCUUGCAAAUGGACAAUGGGAAUUAAAACUGUUUCUGAAAUAAAAACAAGUAUACACAACAAUGUUGGCGUCAAACAAAAGGAGCUAAAGGAAGUACAUGAAGUAUCUUGGUGUGAUCCAUACAAGUUCUUCAGAGGGAGACAAAACUAAAAUGUUUUUUUAGGUGGCAGCUAUAAAAAUUAAAACUCUCAGCUUACUCAUAUGCCUCAGGGUAAGACUGUAUAUACAUCAGGUCAUAUGAUGAAAGUAGUGCCUCCGGUACACUGACAUCACCUAACACCUAUGGGGACUGGGGAGCUGCUGGUGGGGUAAGGGCUGUCACUAUUGCCCAGGAAAUGGCCUUUCCACUGAGCUGGGUGUCUCCCCAUUCCUACACCCUGACAGAAUGGAACAAAAGAGGUUUUGUUUCCAGGAUCACAGGUGUCAGGUGCAGGCCUGAAUCAAAAAGAAAGUAUAGUGAUGAAACUGAUAUAGUAUACUAGAGAUUUAAAGUUCCUAAUAUAUUUCUACAGGUACAUUUUUUCUUUAUCCAAAUAUGAGAACCUUAGUUUUUCUUCCCAUCAAAAAGUCCUAUUAGAUGGAGUAUAGAUCAAACAUUUGCCUAGUGUGUUUUCAUGAAUUUUAGACAAUUUUUUCAAAAAGCAUGCAAAAUAUUGUUUCUGAAAUAGCUCAAAUGAUGUCAGUUGUGUAACUGAUUAUGCUGUCCCACAACAGAAUUGUCUAACAUGUUACUUCUGAAAAUGAUGAAUUAUUCCUGUCAUCAUGUAUGUUUUGAACACCUUUUGAAAUGCAUGUAGCUAUUUUUAGUACCUCAGUAGUUACAACAUCAAUAGGUACUACAGAGUCUAAAAUGGAACGCAUCUUCAAGAAUUUCAGUUCCUAACAUUAAGACAGUUGUGAUCUAUCCAGGAAAAUCCCCUUCUUUUCAUUUUUUCUUUUUAUUUUCCCCUCCUGGAAACUUAAAUAAUAAAUUAUUAUAGCUAGCUGUUCAACAAAAUUGUUAAGGCCUUGUCUGUUUUACCACAAGACAUUGAUUUUAAUCACUGACCAGCAUCGAUGAUAGAAAGUUGAUAUGUUGUUCCCCCGAUAGCAAAAGUACACUAUACAGUUUUCAUCUUUUAUGCUCUGACAUGCUGCUGGAGUCCUGAAUACAAAUACAAAGCUGAAAAGAUUAUUUUACCCUACAGUAUUAAAAAGAUAUUGAGCAAAGGUAAGAUAGUAUAUGCUGCUGGGGUUUAAUAGGAAUCCCUAGAGACAGAUGGACUGCAAGGAAAGUUAACGGUAUGUAAGAACUGUGAAGUAUUCACUCAUUUAGAGAGGAAAAUGCUUCUCUCCUUACAGCUUCUGUGAAUAAUGUUAUUCUGUGAAUGACACUAGAUUUUCAUACUUUUACUAACAGAGAGAGGAGUUAAUGGAGAGAAGGUUGUGUAAUCUGUCACCUUCUCUUUUUUAGCAGCAAGACCUUGUUGUGACCUCAGUAGGCUCUUGGAAGAUUAUUAGAUAAAGUGAUAAAGCUUGGUAUGGGCAGUAUAAAGACACUAGAAAAGUUCCUGUAGUUCCUCUGUCUUCCAGACUAAGCCAUAAACUGCUGGAAGUUGGAAUGAGAACAGACAGCUAUCUCCCAAUCAUGCAAAUUGCAGGAUACAUUUGCUGAGCUUUGUGAAUAACAUCUUAAUUUUAGGGUUAACCUGUUGUACAGACAGAUGAAAACUAAUAAGAUUUUCAGUAAUUAUUUGGCCUGGAAAAUGUAGUAAGCAUUAAAAAAAAAAAAAAAAAAAAAAAAA